Pimephales promelas (fathead minnow) is the source of this 2017-nucleotide messenger RNA. It is a transcript of the gene pacc1, whose product is annotated as proton activated chloride channel 1. NCBI's taxonomy places the organism in Eukaryota, Metazoa, Chordata, Actinopteri, Cypriniformes, Leuciscidae. The record is from RefSeq and is a predicted model, not a curated record.
GGUGUGAUAGAAAAUACUAAACAGAACCUAAAUCGUGUAAUGUGUUAUGGAAGACUUUGCGUAAACUUCUUAGAAUAAGAUCACAGACAGUGUCCAAGCCCUCCCCAACUAACUAGCAGCUGUGAUGUCACGCUUGGCAUGUUUGUUGGCCGUUGGCUGCGCCUCACGCGAGCUCCUCGAGACGAUCCGUAACAAGAGAUGAGAAGGUCUGGGUCCUGCUCGAGCAAGUUGAUGGCAAAGUUUAAAUGCCCCAAAUAUUCGAAGGUGAAGCACAAUGCUGAGGAGAGACACAUCUCGAUCUUAUCAGGAGUUCAAUGGCGAGGACUUUGCUGCUGGGCCACUUGAGAACAAUGAUGUUUCUGAAGUGGAGCUUGAUGAAGCUAGGUGUGACCCUUUACCAGAUGAGGAUGCUGUGGACAGCAAUCUAAUGCCCAAUGGUUUCAACAAAGCUUGCCUGAAGAAUGUCUUCACAGUCAUCCUUGUCUUCAUAUACCUGCUGCUCACUGCAGUGGCUGUGUUCUUGGCCUACCAGACUAUCUCAGACUUCAUGGAGAAACUCAACCAUCCAGUGAUGUCUGUUUCAUACAAAGAAGUUGAGGAGUUUACUGCACCAGGAAUUGCUUUGUAUCCUGGGAAGGCGCAGUUAUUAAGUUGCAUGCAUCACUAUCAUGACAACAUUCCACCUCUUGUUGCAUCGGGCAGACUAGAGAAAAGUAACUGUAUAACCGAGGAGGUCAUUUACUACGGGCCUUAUUCAAACCAGACGCAAAAGCGAGCCAUAGUGGUCAGAGGGCCAACUGAUGUGAGGAACCGAGAACUAAUUUUCCUUCAGUUCAGUCGGAAUGAAACGGAGGAGGAUUUCAGCGCUAUCAGUUACAUGUUUUUUGCCACAUUCAGUGACUUGCAUAAAAGCUCGGAUAAAGCAGCUUUUAUGAUGGACUGUGAAAGGAACUACUCCAUGUGGACCUUCUCUGGGGGAUUUCGGACAUGGGUCAAAAUGUCUUUGGUCAAGACGUCUGGCAGAGGAAGUGAAUCAGUUGAAUUUAGACAGGAGUCCAGUGUGGUGAAGUACAUGGACAAGAGGCCGCCACAGGAGCAAGCCAACGAGCUUUUCUUUGUUGUGUUCCAAUGGCGAGAUCCAUUUAUACAGCAAGUGAAAGAUAUAGUCACAGCAAACCCGUGGAACACUAUAGCCAUAUUGUGUGGUGUCUUCAUGGCUCUAUUUAAAGCAGCAGAGUUUGCCAAACUCAGCAUUAAGUGGAUGAUCAAAAUCCGUAAAAGACACUUAAGGGCAAAAAUUAGAGAAUUGGACCAAAUGAGCUAAUUCUAUUACAUCUGACAACACGAAUGGAGUUUUUAAUUACGACCAUCCACCACUUUGAGACUUCUGGCGAACUAUUUCAGUGCAAAGAAUGUAUUACACUUUCAUGGAAAUGUGUUGUUGUUGUUCUAUUGUACGUUAUGUUUUAACUGGGCAAUAUAUUUUAACUUGAUGAGCUGAGCCAUGUGUUCUACAGUACAAGGGCAAAGUGUAUUAAUGUGGUUGUGACACUGAAAUAUUAACUAUUCACACUGGUUCUCAGUGAGAUUCAGCCAGCUGAAAUGAUGACUGAGUAGGAAUUUAGCUGAAACAAAAAAGGCUUUUAAUGACUGGGACCUUUGGUUAAGUUGCAUUUCCAAUUGAUCAACAAAUGUAUAAAUAUCAGGACAUUCAAUGACAGAGAAAUACGGCCUUGCUGCUGUUUUCUUCAGUGUGAAUGAGUUAUGCUUUAUUGUUAUGAGACAUGUUGUAUAGACUCAUACCAACUUAUGGAAUUAUAUCAUUGAUUUAAAAAUGUUCUGAAAACAUUAUUUAAUCGUGUUUACAAAACAAGAAGGUCUUUUUUGUAGUUAUGAUGAAACGACUUUGACUUGUUUCCAUGUGAUGUUCUUUUAUUUUAUUGUGUUAUCAAAAUUGUGUUAUUAGCAUUAUAACUUCCAAUUGUAUUAAUAUACAAAAUAUUCUUCUAUAACUGUG